Trichomonas vaginalis G3 is the source of this 744-nucleotide messenger RNA. RefSeq names its product winged helix DNA-binding domain family. The transcript has a single exon. The record is from RefSeq and is a predicted model, not a curated record. Lineage: Eukaryota; Parabasalia; Trichomonadida; Trichomonadidae. Gene Ontology annotation, molecular function: DNA-binding transcription factor activity, RNA polymerase II-specific; RNA polymerase II cis-regulatory region sequence-specific DNA binding. Gene Ontology annotation, cellular component: RNA polymerase II transcription regulator complex. The coding region runs from base 1 to 744 and encodes 247 amino acids. Gene Ontology annotation, biological process: regulation of transcription by RNA polymerase II.
AUGAAUAUCGAUGUUUCUUAUGACCCAGACCAUGAUUUCUUUGAUGCUUAUGGUAUAAGCGGUUUACAUAAAGGACUAGAGAAGCCAUCUGCCUUCAAAAAUUCAACUCUCGCUUUCAUUGAAAAUUGCAAAAGCAAACCAGACAUGAGAUACGACAUAAGAACAACUUCGGAUCAAUUAGGAUUCAAGCAAAGACGAUUUUACGAGGUUAUUAAUGUCUUCGAAACGAUCGGUUGCUGCCCCAAAGUAGAUUCGGAAACAUUCGUUUGGAUAGGAUUUGAUCAAACGAGAUAUACAAUAGAACGAAUAGCCAACGAACAUGGGGUUUUCUACCCUAACUAUACGCUUGAAGAUAUCUUUUGCAAUCAUGGCUGCAUCUCUGUACAAAGAGUUACGGAAGAAUUUUUACUACUCUUCAUAUCCCUGGAACGCCGAAAAAUAAAUAUAUUAGAAGCUUCUUCGUUUUUAUCAAGAGAUAAUGACCGAGAAAAAACUACAAGAUGUAAACUAUAUCAAGUAGCAGCAAUCUUGGAAAUUGCCAAAAUUAUAAGAAAAACAGAAAAACCAAGUGAAUUCGAAUUACUCCCUGAAUAUUUUAUCAAAGCUUCCGAUAAAAUGAAGAAAGGAGAGAACGAUCCCAUAUCAUUGCUUGCACUUUUGAAUCGACCAGAACCAUUUUGCCUGGAUAUGGUUUGCCCAGCCAUUAAUUCAAGGAUUAGAGAAUAUUAUUCAUUUAAUGAAUGA